GUGUGCGUGCCUGAAAUGAAUGUGUACAACCAGAAACGCGUUCUGCAGUUCGUAACGGACCGACCGAGCAAACCUGUCUCGUACCAUGCUCGUAGGGGUCCCCUCAUUGAAGAGAAGGGGGUAUGGUGGGGCGCGGUUAGGCCUCCUUCCUUUAGAGAGGGAACGGGAAUAUCACGGGAGAACUUCUCUGUUCAACCAGGUUUCCAGCAGCCUAUCGAUCGGCUGCAACAACUGGCGGUGUGGCUUGCAAGGACUGAGCAUACCUGGGAGCGCUUGAGAAGCACGUCCCCCGAGACUCCCCCGAUCAAAAUCACUCGCCUAACCUCUCCCCUGCCCUCCUCGCCCUCCUCCGCAUCCUUCCCCUCCACGAACAUCGAGAAGGUCUCUCAUCGAAUCCACAGGAUCCGCCACGCGAUGGACGGCAUGGACACCAAACCGGUGUUGAACGAUGAUCCCUCGGUCACCCUGACCAUCCGCCUGAUUAUGCAGGGCAAAGAAGUCGGCAGUAUUAUCGGGAAAAAAGGCGAGAUCGUCAAGAGGUUCCGUGAGGAGUCUGGCGCGAAAAUCAAUAUCUCCGAUGGUUCCUGCCCGGAGCGAAUAGUGACGGUCACCGGGCCGACGAACUCGAUCUUCAAGGCGUUCACGUUGAUAUGCAAGAAAUUUGAGGAAUGGUGCUCCCAGUUUCACGACAUCCAGGGUGGCGGCGCCGGAGGCGGCGGUGGUGUCUCGAGGCCGCCUAUUACACUGAGACUGAUCGUACCUGCUUCGCAGUGCGGUUCCUUGAUCGGCAAGGGCGGCUCCAAGAUCAAGGAAAUCCGCGAAGUCACUGGCGCAUCUAUCCAAGUCGCUUCCGAGAUGCUGCCUAACUCGACAGAACGUGCAGUAACCAUAUCUGGUACCAGCGAAGCAAUCACGCAAUGCAUAUAUCAUAUCUGCUGCGUUAUGCUAGAGUCCCCUCCCAAAGGUGCCACGAUCCCUUAUCGCCCCAAACCCCAAGUCGGUGGGCCAGUGAUCCUGGCUGGUGGGCAAGCCUACACCAUCCAGGGUAAUUACGCGGUGCCCGCCCACUCGGACAUGGGCAAGCUGGGCAGUAAUCCUUUGGCAGGACUGGCAGCCUUAGGUCUCGGAGGCCUUGCCACACCAGCGAACACAGGUGGUCUUAAUCCGGCAGCAUUGGCUGCAUUGGCCGGGAGCCAGCUGCGUACAAGCAACACGAACAGGCAGCAACCAGCGGCGAACAAUCAGACGCACGAGAUGACCGUGCCAAACGAGUUGAUCGGUUGCAUCAUCGGAAAGGGCGGUACCAAGAUCGCCGAGAUCCGUCAGAUCUCCGGCGCCAUGAUCAGAAUCAGCAACUGCGAGGAGAGGGAGGGCGGAGCAACGGACCGCACGAUCACCAUAACCGGGAAUCCGGAAGCCGUGGGGUUGGCACAAUAUCUCAUCAAUAUGAGGAUAUCGAUGGAGACGUCGGGGGUAGCUAUGCCCGCGUAUCACUUCAUCCCACCUGACCACAUUGUGAAAUCACCCAUCCACUAAACGUGGAGAGCCAUCGUGGUCGUUAUCGUCGUCGAAAGGACGCGGGGCAUCGCGGAGUGCGCGAAGCUGUCAGUGGCAUCUGGGGCUGGGCCACACACUGUGUUCAACCAGCUUGCAAAUCGAUACACUUGCAAAAAAAAAAAGAAACAAGACACACGACAGUGAGAAAGGAAGAGAGAAAGAGAGCGAGAGAGAGAAAGAGAGACACAAUACGUAUUCACGUAGCACACUCGCAGGUACUCGGAAAGGAGUCUACUUGUGCGCGCUUUAAAGUAAGACUUGUACGUUAAAAUUGAUACAUAUACUAACAUACUGAUAUACGUACAACACGUGCACACAUACACACACACACACGUAUAUAAACAUACGUAUACAUGAAAUACACCCCUUAACGGGAGUUACGUACAUGGAGAGAUGAAGAAGAUACGCACGCGCGUACACAGACACACUCGAGUGUACAAAACUGUACAAAAAGUUAUUUAAACAAAAGAAAAAAAAAUAAUGAUGCACGCCGCAGCCGCAAGCUGCCGCCGAUUGGUAAAGGGAACAAGCCAAAGAUAUGUUAGUUUUCAUUUUUAUAUUUAAACGAAAAAAAAAGAUGACGCGAGACGGGAGAGAAAUACGAGAGAAUUAUUAUUAUUAAUUAUUACUACGAACGAUGAUGCGCUAAAUAAUAUUAGGCCGGUUGUUAGCGUUUUUUCUAUUGCGGAUACGCCGUCGCGUGGACGGUUUCGCGAUCGGUUCGCGAGCUUAGUUACUUCGUCCGGUGAGGGAAACGACAUUGUGCAACGGAAGUGCGGCUGAUAUCACGAGACCGUUGUAUUCGUCUAAUUGAUAGUCGAAGAGUUUCAAGCAAGAACUAUGUAUUGCCCUCGCGGAUAAAAUUGCAGCUUCGUGUAAAGUGGCACCGAGAAAACGUAAAUUAUAUGCAUUUUGUUUCACGCACGAUGCACAUGAGGAGACGCAGAACGGUUCCGUUUAUAGCGCAUCCAAUACGCGAGACACAAUGCAUGUAACAAUGCUUCCAUUAUUUGUAGUGAGUUUUUAUUGAUAUUAUAUUUCUCCUUUUCAGUCCUUGUAAUGUUUAUGGUAUGGAAACCUACAUGUCGACUUUGAAUGCUUCCAUUAUUUAUAAAAAUUUUGAUAUCUCUAGACGUCUUUAUGAAAAGAAAAAGAUCGAAGUUGUUUGACGUUGGGUAUCGCUGAUAUGACUUGUAUCUUUCCACAAACAUCAAUAAUUCAGCUAUAUAUUUUCUAUCUUUUAUUAUAUAUAUUUUAUCUUCUAAUUUUUCAAGACGACGAUACUUUGUGCUCUUUUUUUCUUGCUCUAAACUCUUCGAUCGGUUAUUUCGAGAUCCGUGUCCUGUUUUCUCGCGAUUGGGACACUCGGAGGAUCUAAAAUUGUAUUUCAUAUUAACUAUAUCGAUUUCGAUUAUGUGAUUACGUAGGCAUGUUCUAUCGGCACAUUCAUUAAUGCAGAUGGGACAUGCCGAAUAUCUCGAUCUCGAUUACGCGGUCUUUUUCUGCUCUACAUAUCUCUCUUGACCAUGUUGAUCGAGUGUGAGUUUACACGAGUGUGAGUUUACACGAGUGUGAUCUGUCGCGCGUCUUACACACCGAAUUCGAUCCCGUGAUCCCUCGUGUUCCAUAUCGCCGACCUCUAUUACGCGGUCUCUCGUGUCCCGUCAGCGCAUCCGCGGCCAAUUUCGAGGCCACGAGAUUGGGAACAAUCUCGCGGUCAACGGCCAGAAAUAACCAAGAUCACGAGUGACGUUAUCGCGAUUACUGUCGCGCGCGCGGAGCGUCGUGGGAAAGUAACAAUUAAUCGCGCGCAGUAAUUACGUAGUUGCGUAGCUUUUGCAUGCGAAUCUUGGAUUCCAAAAUUGUCGGUAAAAAAAACUUUUCUUUUUAAGAAAAAGAAGAAAAAAAAACGACUGCGGACGCCUUGCGCCCAUCGUUCGCUUGGCGUUUCCCGGACUCUCGGAAACGCGAAGCGGGACGAACGGGGUGCGCGUUCUUAGUGCGCUUCCAGCAUCGUUCUCGACGGGGUGUCUCUGGUCGUCCUCGACGCUAUCGUGAUCACCGGUGUGAGCAUCGAACGAGCGAGCCGUCGAAAACGGUGCUGGUCGCGCACUUCUGUUGAAGGAACAAAUGAAAUUAUUACGUGGAAUAUAUAUAAAUAAUGAUAUAUAUUAUAUAUAUAUACACAUAAUAUAUAUAUUUAUUAUACGAUAAAGACAAUUAGAAGAGAUAAAUAGCGAUGAAAAGGUGCGAGCUCAAGCCCAGACUCGAUCAAGAGGCGUCCUUUCCUUUCUUCAUCAUCUACUUCAGCUUCCUAUUACGAUUUUAUCCUCCUCUCCGUCGAACUUUACCCUCCCAACACUUGCGGUUUGAUUUGCGAAUCGUAAGGACCGCCCCGACAACGGCAAAUGUUUCUUUAUCAGCUUUAGUAGACGUAAUGUGUUCUUCUUUUAUAUGUACGAAUUUUGUUUUACUAUCGUUAUCGUCUCUUCAUUCGCGUGUAAUUUAUAGUCGUGUUAUAUAACGUUGAUAUUUAAUAAAAUUAUUACUUCAUCCGGAAGAAAAAUGCGCGCGCGCGGCAUUGUGCAACUUUUUUUUUUUUUUUGAGAUUGUUUUAUCUUAUUAAGCAUUUAUUUAUGUACUAGUCUUGUACAUGAUUGUGUUUCGGGAUUGCGUUUCGGUUCGAUUUGUUAAAUUAAAUUUAUGAAUUAUUUAAAAUAGGGCUAAGAAAAUUGCUGGAAUGUAUGAUAGCUGUGUAACUAGUUUUCGAAUUCUGUUGUGAAGCAAGAUAAUGCCAAUGUAAUUGGUAGUGGCGCGGACGAUUUACACCUUGCGAUAUAUCCUGUACCGAUAACUUCCAUUAUGUGCCAAACAUAAAUUUAAAAGUGAAAAAAAAAAAUAUUCGUUAGAAAAUGUUAGUCUGUGCUUCCGGUGUCAGCUCAAUUAAUAAUCGAUGUCUUCGCGCGUAUGUAUCACUUUUAUACAUCUUUCCCGAUUCGCGUAAAAUCGCUUUUAAUUUUAAUAUGUAAAUUAAACCCUUCGAAAAAAAGGAAAAGAAACGUUGAUUGUUGUAUCAAUUCUAAUUUAUAUUUGCCGUGGAGUUGUUUUCGUGUUAUUGUCUUUCUUUCUUUUUUUUAUUUUUAUCGAAAGUAUUUCGCGGUGCUCGCUCUUUUCGAUACGUGUUGUAAAUAUGAUUUUUCACGUUGUACAUAUUUAUUAGUUCGGGGAUAUCUCGUUAUUUAUACGAUGAAUUUUUAGUUGAAAGUGAUUUUAAUAUCUCAUAUCGGCAUCUGCGAUUUCACGUUAUUUAUUACAUCGAUAUAUUUUCUCAUUUCGAUCGCAAUAUACGCUUUCACCAUUUUUUCUCUGAAUGAAUGAGUUGCGAAUGACUCCUCCGUGCAAAACACGAGCCAAUUUCGCUCAAAAUACAGUUGUGUUGUUAAAAGUGGGACUUGUGUUUAGAGUAGAUACUUUUUUAGGAGAAAUUUAAUUGGAGACAAUCAUUUAUAUCGCAACUUUUAGACCUAUCUAAGCGAACAUUAGAAAUUUCUAUUGAUGUAAAAAUUAUUUAAAAUAAAAUAAAAUAUAACUUUUUUUAAUUACGAAUAUUAGAAGGGCUAAAAAGUAUCUGUAAUUAAAACACCAAUUAAAUUUUCAGAAGACAUUACCACGUUUUGCGACACAGUCUGUAUGUGUCUUGCGAGAGAAGAGACCGCAGGAAGAAAAGAAAUUCUGUAUGGAUUCGAUACGCUUAUUUUUGGAUCGAUAUAUAUGAGCUUUAAGGCAUAAAAUUGGUAUCGCGAGAGUCCGGUGAGUUAUUUAAAAAUUGAAUUUGAGAAACUUUUAAUCCUGUUAUUUAUAAUUAUUUUUAUAUACAUGUCAUUGUGGAGAAAGAAUCCUCUGUUAUACAUUUCGAAGAAAUGAAAAACACAAAAGUAUUUCUCUCUUUUCUCAUCGUGGCAACAAGGCACACCUCUCACAACAUCUCCUCCCUCUUCACCCUUACUAAUGCCCGUGCUCCCCCAUUCUCCACCGAUAGAUAGACGAUGACGGCGUACAGUAAUAAUUAUAUAAGGGAAAAAGGCAAAACGCGACACGAGCAACGGCAUCGUUCGAGCGAGAAGUAGUCUCUGCUAAAAAAAAGUCGACACAAAAAAAGAUGAAAAUAACAAUUAGUGAGAGACGCUGUAUGAUUGUGUAUAUCAACAAUAAAUAAUUGCUGUGAUUAGAAUCGAUUAUUAGUAAGUAGUUAAGGAUCAAUUUUUAAGGCACUUCGCGGAGAGAGAGAGAGAGAGAGAGAGAGCGAGAGAGUGAGAGAGCGAGAGAAAGAGUAAAAGGAGAGAAGGAGUACUUAUUAUUGAAAUACGAUAGAGAAAGAGAUGGGAAAAGGAAGAAAGACUCUGAGUGCAUGGGUGUACAUAUGAGCGUUUACGAGCGCGAGAGAGACAAAGAGAGAAGAGACGCGACAAGUAGGGGAGAUUCGUUCAAUGUUUAGGAAUUCACUUUUGUAGGUGAAGUAUGUACGUGCGCGCGUGCGUAUAUCCUCCCGAAUGGUCGACAGGAAUUCAAUCGCUGGGUGAUUCUGAAAUUGGAAGAGAAAAACGGGAGAUGAUUGCUGCGCGCAUUUACGUAAAGGUAAAUCACGAUCUUCCCACUCGAACUGUGUCUCUUGACGAAUAUCCUUUCAGUACCGAAUCAAAUGUAAAAAAAAAAAAAGAAAUUUAAUCCUUUGUACAUUUAUAUUUUGGCUAUCAAGUUUUUUGAAAUUCGAAUAUUUUCUACUCCAAUGCGUGUAAUGCGUUGACGUUAUUAUUUUUUUAUGACCACCGAAAACCGGAUGCAUGAUACGUGCCACUUGGGUACUGGGAGGGGUUAAAAUUAAAUAUCGCACGCCGCUUUGAAUUGGACAGAUAAUGCCGAAGUGGAUGAGAGGUAAAAAGGACUUUUCACUUUUUCAAAGUGCGUCGAGGGGGAAGAGUUUAUUCUUGCGCGAAAACGCUGCAGUAAAAUGGCGACCACGUUUAAUCCUCCGUAGACUUCAAAUGUGUCUUUAAGGUACGCGUGCAUUUCUUAUUUCUUCGAAAAAUGCUUUCGGAAUCUGCAUCGCUGCGGACCAUCGCGAUCUAUUCUUAAGAAACGUAUAAGCCGCAUAAAUAAGAUGAGAACAUUCUAAUGUUUGUUAUCAAUAUUGCUUCGCUCAGCGACAAUCGGCAUUCUUUUCCCGAACAAGAAUCUCGUGAAAAGAUUAAAGUCUUUUGUUCGAAAAGCCCCUGUGCGUAACGUGAGGUUCUUUGACGUUCGUAUCCAAAACGCGUGCUGUUUAUACAAAAGCGGGGAAAGAGAUCUGAAUAUUCUGGUUUGUCUAUUAUAGUACCUUUGCAGACGCUAUGAUCUAAAUUUCAAGGCAUCUCUUGUCGCGUUGAAAUAAAUUGAAAAUAAUUUUCGAGAACGCGCGUUUGCGUUUUUCUGCAAGUCGUGAAUUCUCGAUAGCGUAGGAAAAAUGAUUUUAAUGGUUCAGCAUGAGAGAGGCAAGCUUAGAUGUGCCAAGAGCAAUAAGUAAUAAGUGAUAAUUCUCGUAAGGGACGUAUAAAAUGUAUACAAUACGGUAUAAAAAUUGAUGAGCAGUUUUGAAUACGGACGUGAGAUCAUUGCUAAUUAUAAAAAUUAUAAUAUCACAAUAAUUACAAUAAUUACGAAGCUACGGCAAUGAUGAGUGAAUGGGAUUACAAACGAAAUUCUGUAGAACUUUCGGAUUUCUAUGAAAUCGAAGUCCGAAAUCGGAAAAAUUAACGGAGAAGACUGAAAUAUGUAGAUCGGAGAGUACUCUCUGACCGAAAAUCCUAUUCACUCUCCAAAGUCUCUGGCUGGCUUAGCAUUAUUAUACAUAAUUAAAUGACUGCACAGAAAUGGUUAACUGAAAGUCACUUGGGAAUCGGAGGAGGAGAAAUGAUAUUGCAGGGAAGUCUAAGAUCUUAGCGAAAUUUCCAAUUAUGUUGAAAUUUUGAUGCUCUGUAGGAUUUACUUUGUCUUAUUAAAAAGAUUUAAUUCUGUUCGAUAUAUGCAGUAAUUAAGGGGCUGGAAUAAUCUAUGAGUAUUAUUACAAUUGUCUCUCGAAGCAAGCUUCUACAGAGUUUUGUAAUGAAAUGAACUGAUCGACGGAAAAUCGAAGAAUAGGACCGGUUAGACAGUUCUGUUGUAGCCGAUGGUUUUCUCGUUACCGCAUCCAGUCUAUCCGCCGUCUGUCCGAGGAUGUCCUUUUGUCGCGCUGACGUAUUCCAGAAGCAUAUCCAGUGACACAUAUGACUAGGCUACGAAUAAUUAAUAAUCUCUUUUGCUCUCCGAUAAGCUAGCCUAUAUUUAUCCGGCGUGUAUCAUCAUUCAACUCGAUUAAUUGUAUAUUUCGAAGCACCUUGUAUGGGCACUUCGACUCGAUCGACUCUGUAGUUUCUAGUAACCGUUAAGGUAUCGUCUAUCGCGUGUAAACUCGUGUUUGGAGAUAAAGAGGAGGGGAAAAAAAAAAUAUCGGAGAGACGGAACAAGUAGGAGAUUAAUCUAAGUACGAUCAACGAGGAGAUUAGGACACGUUAGAUUGUAUCCCCUCAAGAUCUGUUGCACCAAUAUUAGUUAGCACUAACCGCAGUUAACGAUAUCUGCUUUCUAUAUUGUAGAUAGGGGCGUGUUCUGGGCAGAAACGUGGAGUAAUGUAAGAUGUUAGUUAGUCGAAGCUAUCUGUGCCGUUGACUAAAGUCAGUUACACGUAAGAGAGCUUGUGUUUUACACGAACGGUUAGACCUAACUUUGGACGCAACCGACGCUGACCAAUGUUUCAACGAGAACGCGGUUAUUUUCGCGCGUGUCGGAAUUGCGUGAGCGGGAGAGAAAGAGAAAAUAACGCGAUCGUUGAAUGGUCCCGGGUACGUACGCCCCUUCCCCUUCAUUAUGUUAAGAUACACACACGAGCUAGUGAGAAGUGUUCGACGGCAAAACGCGAUCGCAGAGAGCGGGCUCGGAACGCUCGACGACUCGCCUCGCAGACACGGUGUAUUAAAGAAGAGAAAGGAAAAAGUGUGAAAAAGUGCGAGCAAAUGUCAGCAUUAAUUGCGAUCAUAUCGUUGUGGCGUAGAGCAAUCUGUUAGUGCAGGGGCCUUAUCCUUAUUGCGUGGGUCCUGUCCGAGGAUUGUCGCGAUCGCGAAUCGCGCGUGCGGUACGCGAGCCGUCCAUCCUCAAUCGAGGUGUGAAAUCAGACUUUUGCGAAACGCUGAAACUCGAGUCGAGAUACAAGUACAAAUCGCUGCAAGGUAUCUACUUCUGCAAGAUUUCCAAAGCGUUUCUUUCACACCCCGACUUUCGGAACGGCUCGACAGUAGUGAGAGAGAGUCAGUUGCUAAGAUGGAACGCGUGCUUGUCGCGAGCUUCGAUCUGCGAAAAGUUGUCUCGCGAAGCUGCGGGAAUGAACAUCGGUGCGUCCGCGGCAAUUUUCGGCUGGGACCCGACUUAACCGUAACGCAAGGCAAUCAGCUAAGAAAUAAACUUAGUUUUUAUAGGAUAUUGAAUCGUCUCGCGCCCUUCCCCGGCGGGGCGUGGAAUUAAAGGGCAAAGCCUUUCUUCCUCGAAUCGCGAAGGAAUAAUCCGGCGCGAUCGGGCGAUUGUUCGCGAUCUCCUGACGCCGUAGUGUCGCGCGAUUAGAGGACCGGUCGGACGACAAGUGUGUUGCAAACACCUAAAACAAACUGCAAUUUUUGGAAAAUUGCAUUGUCACUAACAAUGUAUAACGCGAAGGAAAAUUCGAAAGUAAACGGCUGUAUGAGUACAGUAAUAGAAUAGAAUUGGCAUAGAAUAGAAAAUGCAAAAGUAUCAUUGCUAGAAUGAAUGAUGCUGAAAUGCAACACUUUGUAUUCGUAAGAUGCUUCAUCCCGAGCUGGUAAUGGAGCAAAGGAUGAAUAACUUUCAAAUUUCUACGAACUUUUAAACAAUAUUUGUUGUUUAAGACUAGAAUAUGCGAUUACUAUUAAAUAAUAAUCAAUAUUCUAUGUAAUUAGAAAAUCUUCGUAUACAAAGCUAGUCGAUCCUUCGAUCUGUCGUCUAAUCGGUCUUUCCAUCGCGCUUUUUUUCCCCGCAUUAAUCGAGGCGAAUUAAAAAUCGAGCGCAUGUAGGUAGGUCAACAUGAUAAGGAAGAAGGCUGUCGAUCACGGAGCCAAAAACCAUUUGAUGCGAUUUAGGUGCCAAAAAAAUCGAUUGUGAAAAAAAACCCAUCGCCGAGCGGCUCAACUUUGUGCCAAGCCAAUGUAAAUUGCGAGCAGUGUAACACGUGUGCCAAAUCGCCAUUUAUUAUAAUCGCUGUUUUCCAGUGGCGAAUCCUCCCUGACAAAUCUCUAAAUAUCGACGAGAUUAGCUCGCGUUUGCUUUCUUCUACGUGAUGAUUACGCUUUAUGCUGAUUAAUCUUAGAUUCGCGCGAGUUGCGAGAAUUUUCGUCGCAAAUGUGAUCGCAGUGAAAUUAUAUUCUCGCAAACUUGGAACAAUUUUUAUAAUUCAAUUUUAUCUUAUCGUCAAUAUCUUGCAAUAUCUCAGCGGCUGCAGUCUUAGAGAUUCAAAUGUCGCUGAAUAAAAUACUUUUAUGCAUUAUUCUUCUAUUCCAUUUUAUUCUCAAUUAAAAAGUUUUGUUAGAAAUUUUAAUAUGUUAAUAUAUUAGUUACAAUUUGCAAAAGAUAGUAAUCUCGUCGAAUCGGGAUAUCAGGAAGGCAGUAAUAAAUGAAUUACGUUUUCACGGCAGCUCGAAUGUAUGUAAAUUAGAAAAUAUGCUCUUGCUGAAUGCGACAGGAGGUCGAAAUUAUAGUAAAGAAAUACGAUAUUACAACUUUGCAUAGGAAACUUUGAGUUUUUGCACUUGCGAUACAUUGAAAAGAAUGACUCUCGCGUCAUCUCGCGAAGAGAUUAAACGGAGUCAAAAAUUUCGCUCUCCUCUCGUUAGCGUAAUUACUUUCUACCGUGUUUUCCUCUUCUUCUUCUUCUUCUUCUUCCCGCUCUUUUUUCUCUUUGACAAUUACUAGAUUAAACUUGCAGCAAUCUGUUGUUCAAUCUGCAAUAGAUUGUUACCAAGGCAGAAGUCUGAUUCCGAGACUUAUAACAUCAUCUUACAAUUUGUCGUGAAGGUGUUCUUUUUCAAAUGAAAACGUAAGUCAUAUCAAUUAUCGAUGAGAACAAUAAAUUAGAUAUCCCCUUCUUUAAUACGAAAAGUGUUCGUCGUGAAAUAUUGUAUUUUCGUAGAAUACGCGUUUCGUCACGCGAUUUGACUGUAGAAAACUACAAGUCUUCGACUGGUAUUGAUUAUAUAAAAAAAAAAAUAUUCCACAGAAAGUGAGAAUUGCGAUGAUGGUGGUUUCUAUUGUGGCCACGUGAAAAGAAAGACUGCUUUACGCGGAUUUUCUUUGCUAGGGAAAUGUGGCGACACGCUAUUGCGGAUUGUUGCGACUUGAUCCAUCGUCGAAGUCUCUUCGUAUAAAUUCUACGUUACCGUUAUUCUUUCGUUGUCUUUUCGUUCACCAUCGAGAAGCGUCAAUGGAGAAAUACGUAACGGAGGAAGGGUGGUUCACAGACGAACGAACCCUUUGUUCUCUCUUCCCAACGCAGUCGCGUCUUCUCGAUCCCUCUUUGUCCUCUUCUCUCUGUGUCUUGGAUCCUAUUUCCUUUAUCUUCCUCGGCCAGGAUCGAUUUAUGUUGAAAAGCCUUUACGAAAACAGGGUCAUAAAUACUUACGUAUAAUACGAGUAUUUUAAAUUUUUAACGCGAAAGAAAAACUAAGAAAGAAAGGGGUAAACAAAACGAGGUGUAGUGCGAUGUAACAGAGAAAAAAAAAAGAAUAAAAUUUUUUACAAAAAAAAAUAAUAAUGUGAGGUAUAAAAUGUCGCGUGUACGAUUUGCGACUGCGUCUUUCAAUGCUUAUCGUCGCUCACCGAAAACACGUGUGCGCGCAUGGAGUGCGCAAGAUGUGAUCUUACAGUCGAGUUCCGCGUGCUUUCCUCGAUUCUUUCAACGGUGAUCGCAAAUCUUUUGACCUUUAAUUCUAUGAUAGUUUUAUUCCUAAUAUAAUGAUUUUCAAAAUUCAAUCGACAAUAUACAGCGACCAAUGGAAGUUAUUACUGAGAGAAAGGGUCGAGCGAGGGACACGCUGCACUCGAUCAGAUGUGAAUCGAUCGUCACAAACGAGGUCACGACUAAACGAUAUCGCGCGCACGUGGUGCAGCAAGGGAAAAAGUAUCUACGAAAAAAAAAAAAAAAAGAAUGUAUCCGUGACAUUUUUUCGCAAUCGGUCGCCUCGCACAGUGUAAAGUACAUUAUUCCAGGGUAAAGUUUUGUAAAAUCGUCUGGUACGCAAUAUUUUAUGUAAAAAGUAAAUACACUUAACGAGACACACGAAAACAACCGACACACUCACACGCAAAACACACAAAAAACGAUGAGAGAGAAUGAGUGAGAGAGGAAGAGAGCGAGAGAGAGGGAGAGAGAGCGGUGUGAAUGGGAGACUCAGUGGAGAGACGCUUUCGUGAUGAUCGCACCGGAGCGACGCGAAACGCCUGCUGUAGGCCGGCGAUACGUACGCGUACGUAUAUGUAUACGUAUACACACAUACUUACAUACAACAUACAAUUACCGUAAGUAUAUAAGAUAUACUUAUACUUUAUAUAGCUGCAUUCGUCGUCACUACGUAUACGGGGCGGGCGUUGACAGGUGAUUUGUCUCGGCUGGCGUGUUGAGGAUCGCAUGGAUCGAGAGAGUGAGAAUGAAAGUGUGAGAGAGAGAGAGAGAGAGAGAUAAGUGGGAAGAGAGUGUGUGUGUGUACAUGCGAGAAGAGGAGAACUAUAUCUUGUAGUCGACGUUACAUAUCUUUGAAUCGUUUGUUUGCGAAGCGUCAUAUCGUUCAACGUUGCAAAUAGCUGAUGUCACCCCGACAUGUUGCGAGAACGGUAGAACGCUAGUCGUAGUGUGGAAAUCAAUAGCCCAUGUUCAUAUCGUACAUCUAAUGAUAAAUGUGGCUGUUUGUUCCCAAAUCUCGUCUCGUAUUCUAAUUAAAAAAAAAAAAAA
Messenger RNA from Linepithema humile (Argentine ant), 12637 nucleotides. Lineage: Eukaryota; Metazoa; Arthropoda; Insecta; Hymenoptera; Formicidae. The record is from RefSeq and is a predicted model, not a curated record.